AUGGGGUUGGAGGCCCAGAGGCUGCCAGCGGCAGAGGAGGUCCCAGUGAGAGUGGCCCUACGAGUCCGCCCGCUGCUGCCCAAGGAGCUGCUGCACGGGCACCAGAGCUGCCUGCGGGUGGAGCCAGGCUGCGGCCGCGUCACUCUGGGCCGUGACCGCCAUUUUGGUUUCCAUGUGGUGCUGGCCGAGGAUGCCGGGCAGGAGGCUGUGUACCAGGCCUGCGUGCAGCCCCUCCUCGAGGCUUUCUUUGAGGGCUUCAACGCCACUGUCUUUGCCUAUGGUCAGACGGGAUCUGGGAAGACGUACACCAUGGGUGAGGCCAGUGUGGCCUCCCUCCAUGAGGAUGAGCAGGGCAUCAUCCCGCGGGCCAUGGCUGAGGCCUUCAAGCUUAUCGAUGAGAACGACCUGCUUGACUGUCUGGUGCACGUGUCCUACCUUGAAGUGUACAAGGAGGAGUUCCGAGACCUGCUUGAGGUGGGCACCGCCAGCCGUGACAUCCAGCUUCGGGAAGACGACCGAGGGAAUGUCGUGCUGUGUGGGGUGAAGGAGGUGGAUGUGGAGGGCCUUGACGAGGUGCUGAGCCUCCUGGAGAUGGGCAACGCAGCGCGGCACACGGGGGCCACACACCUCAACCGACUCUCCAGCCGCUCCCACACGGUCUUUACGGUGACCCUGGAGCAGCGGGGGCGCGCCCCCAGCCGCCUGCCCAGACCCGCUGCCGGCCAGCUGCUUGUCUCCAAGUUCCACUUUGUGGACCUGGCGGGCUCCGAGAGGGUGCUGAAGACAGGCAGCACAGGCGAGCGGCUGAAGGAGAGCAUCCAGAUCAACAGCAGCCUCCUGGCGCUGGGCAACGUCAUCAGCGCCCUGGGUGACUCCCAGCGCCGCGGUAGCCACAUUCCCUACCGCGACUCCAAGAUCACCCGGAUCCUCAAAGACUCCCUCGGGGGGAAUGCCAAGACUGUGAUGGUCGCCUGCGUCAGCCCAUCCUCCUCUGACUUCGACGAGACACUCAACACCCUCAACUAUGCCAGCCGCGCUCAGAACAUCCGAAACCAUGCCAUGAUCAACUGGCGGCCUGAGGCCGAGCGGGCGCUCGAGGAGGUGGCUAGGGCGCGGGGGCCGCCGCGCCACCGCUCAGAGACGCGCAUCAUCCACCGCGGCCGGCGCGCCCGGGCCCCCGCAGGCGCUCACACCGCCACCACUCGCCUGGACGCCGAGUGCGCGCGCUGCCGGGCUCGCACCGACGCCGCCUGCAGCCUUCUGCGCGAGCUGCAGGCUGAGCCCGGGCUGCCCGGCGCCGCUGCGCGCAAGGUGCGCGACUGGUUGUGCGCAAUCGAGGGCGAGCGCAGCGCCCUGAGCUCCGCCUCUGGGCCUGACAGCGGCAUCGAGAGCACCUCCGCCGAGGAUCAGGCCACCCUGCGCGGGCGAAAGGAAGAUGAGGGGACCCAGCAAUUGCUGACGCUGCAGAGCCAGGUGGCCCGGCUGGAAGAGGAGAACCGAGACUUUCUGGCUGCAUUGGAGGACGCCAUGGAGCAGUACAAACUGCAGAGCGACCGCCUGCGUGAGCAGCAGGAGGAGAUGGCAGAGCUGCGGCUGCAGCUGGAGCUGGUGCGGCCUGGCUGGGGGGCGCCAGGGCUUCUGCAGGGCCUGCCUCCUGGGUCUUUUGUGCCCCGGCCUCACACAGCCCCCUUGGGGGGUGCUCACACCCAUAUGCUGGGCAUGGUGCCCCCUACCUGCCUUCCAGGGGGUGAAGUUGGUCCUGAGCAGUGGGGAGAGCUGACAGGUGAAAAGGAAGCUGGUACUGAGUUGCUGGUGGAGGUAGACAGGCUGGGAAGCAGCUCUUCAACUACAUCAGAGGAGGACGAGGAGGAGGGGCCGCCCAGGCAGACCCUGCACCUGCGCAGAAAUGGGAUCGGCAGCUGGAGCCGGAAGGUGGGGGCCCACCCAGGAAGUCCACCUGACCGGAAGGGCCCAGAGCUUCGCCUUGAAGAGCUGGUUGCAGCCAUCCCAGGGCCCAGAGUGGUUGGUGGGAGCAAGGCCCCUGCUCGGCCCCGCCAGGCCCCUGCUGCCACAGCCUCUGAGUGGCGGCUGGCCCAGGCCCAGCAGAAGAUCCGGGAGCUGGCCAUCAACAUCCGCAUGAAGGAGGAGCUCAUCGGAGAGCUGGUCCGCACAGGGAAGGCGGCCCAGGCCCUGAACCGCCAGCACAGCCAGCGCAUCCGGGAGCUGGAGCAGGAGGCGGAGCGGGUGCGGGCUGAACUGAGCGAAGGCCAGAGGCAGCUGCAGGAGCUCGAGGGCAGGGAGCUGCAGGACGCUGGCGAGCGGUCUCGGCUCCAGGAGUUCCGCAAGAGGGUCGCCGCGGCCCAGAGCCACGUGCAGGUGCUGAAGGAGAAGAAGCAGGCAACGGAGCGGCUAGUGUCGCUGUCGGCCCAGAGUGAAAAGCGGCUGCAGGAGCUGGAGAGGAACGUGCAGCUCAUGCGGCAGCAGCAGGGCCAGCUGCAGAGGCGGCUGCGUGAGGAGACAGAGCAGAAGCGGCGCCUGGAGAUGGAGAUGAACAAGCGGCAGCACCGCGUCAAGGAGCUGGAGCUGAAGCACGAGCAGCAGCAAAAGAUCCUGAAGAUCAAGACAGAGGAGAUUGUGGCGUUCCAGAGGAAGCGGCGCAGCGGCAGCAACGGCUCUGUGGUCAGCCUGGAGCAGCAGCAGAAGAUCGAGGAGCAGAAGAAGUGGCUGGACCUGGAGAUGGAGAAGGUCCUGCAGCAGCGACGGGCACUGGAGGAGCUGGGGGAGGAGCUUCACAAGCGGGAGGCCAUCCUGGCCAAGAAGGAGGCCCUGAUGCAGGAGAAGACGGGGCUGGAGAGCAAGCGCCUGCGGUCCAGCCAGGCCCUCAGUGAGGACAUCGUGCGAGUAUCCAGCCGGCUGGAGCACCUCGAGAAGGAGCUGUCCGAAAAGAGUGGGCAGCUGCGGCAGAGCAGUGCCCACAACCAGCAGCAGAUCCGUGGUGAGAUCGACAACCUGCGCCAGGAGAAGGACCUGCUGCUGAAGCAGCGCCUGGAGAUUGACAGCAAGCUGAGGCAGGGCAGCCUGCUGUCUCCUGAGGAGGAGCGGACGCUGUUCCAGCUGGAUGAGGCCAUCGAAGCCCUGGAUGCUGCCAUUGAGUACAAGAACGAGGCCAUCACGUGCCGCCAGCGGGUGCUGCGGGCCUCAGCCUCCUUGCUGUCCCAGUGCGAGAUGAACCUUAUGGCCAAGCUCAGCUAUCUCUCAUCCUCAGAGACCAGAGCACUACUCUGCAAGUACUUUGACAAGGUGGUGACGCUUCGUGAGGAGCAGCACCAGCAGCAGAUCGCCUUCUCGGAGCUGGAGAUGCAGCUCGAGGAGCAGCAGCGGCUGGUCUACCGGCUAGAGGUGGCUCUGGAGCGGCAGCGCCUGGAGAUGGACCGCCAGCUGACCCUGCAGCAGAAGGAGCACGAGCAGAGUGUGCAGCUGCUCCUGCAGCAGAGCCGAGACCAUCUCGGUGAAGGGUUAGCAGACAGCAAGAGGCAAUAUGAGACCAGGAUCCAAGCGCUGGAGAAGGAACUGGGCCGCCACAUGUGGAUGAACCAGGAACUGAAACAGAAGCUCAGUGGUUCGAAUGCUGCAGGCCAGAGCAGGGGUGGGGAGAAGAGGACCCUGUGCCUGGAGAACAGACAGCCCCCUGGAAACGAAGAAGAGCCUCACCCAGCCCCCGAGCUUCCCUGGCAGCCCCCCUUCACUGAGGGUGUCCCCCGCACCCGGGAGGAGGUGCGGGACUUGGUCCGAGCCCCGCUGCCGCUGACGUGGAAGCGCUCCAGCCUGUGUAGUGACGAGCAGGGCUGUCCUGAGGAGCUGAGGCAGCGGGAGGCAGCCGAGGCCCUGGUGGGGCGGGGGCUGCCGGGGGCUGAGGGGGGUCUGCCCUGGAACUUCGGGCCCCUGGCCAAGCCCCGGCGGGAGCUGCGGAGAGCCAGCCCAGGGAUGAUUGAUGUCAGGAAAAAUCCCUUGUAGGCUUUGAGCAAACCCCACCUUGGAGGGAGGUUCCGAUCCUGCUGAAAGGUGCUAUUGCCACCCAUCUUGCUUCUGUGAAGGACAGUCCUUACCUCAUACCCUAAGUCCACAUCCAGAUCUUUAUGCUAAUUGGGGUCAACAAAUUUGGGCCAUAGCCCAGAAGAACUGGACUCAAGUUUCUAAAACAAUAUGCAAACUGCCACUCCCUUCCUUUAAGCACCUGAUUGCCACCUUUCUUCGGUUUGCUCAAGAGUUUUGGAAGCACAAGCCUGGUGUGGAGCGUAAGUGUAGUAGAUGCCCAUAGGUUGGGGCUUCAGCCGAGGCUGGUCACAAAAUGGUCAGUGGCAGCAGGGUUGUGGUCUAAAUGGUCUUAUAUAUAGACAGGGGGAGCUGGGAAACUCAUUAGCAC
Molecule: messenger RNA, 4423 nt
Organism: Trichechus manatus latirostris (Florida manatee)
Lineage: Eukaryota; Metazoa; Chordata; Mammalia; Sirenia; Trichechidae
Gene: KIF7
Product: kinesin family member 7
Exons: 18
Coding region: 1-4014 (1337 amino acids)
Biological process (GO): mitotic spindle organization; spindle elongation; microtubule-based movement
Cellular component (GO): microtubule associated complex
Molecular function (GO): ATP binding; microtubule binding; microtubule motor activity
Source: RefSeq, a predicted model, not a curated record